UUAUGUAGAGACUCCUCCCAAAAUCUUGCUCUUGCAUCUCAUGAGAGUAUAUAUUUGCGCUCCUAAAGAUGGUGAGCACGAAGUGACAAACUUUGUGGAGUCAGAUUCAAAUCUCUCAAGAACAUCCGAGAUGUCAUACACCACCACUGCAAAUCACCAGCUGGACGAAACUCAGCACUACGGUAAACAGAAGGGAACCGAAUUCAGUUUAGUCCAAGUGAAAUCAACAUGGAAGCGCAAAUCGGUACAAAACAUCAAUCAGAUCAAAAAAGGGCGAGUAUCGGCUGCCAAAAUAUAUGAAAGUACAAACAGUAAUGGUACCACUUGGACAGUGGUCAGCCCCAUUGUCUUCACCUACAUGGUCACCCAAACUCAGAACCUGCUGGAUCCCAAAAACGACACCUUGUUGACUGGACACAUCAGAGAACCACAGCAGCUGGCCAUCAUCCGUAGCAACACCAAACCCCUCAAGCGGUUUGUAGUCAUGGAUGAAAUUGUGUACAACCUUUACGGUAGUAAGGUCACCGACUACUUUGAGGCCAGAAAUGUUCUGUAUAGGAUCCUGCCACUGCCCACCACAGAGGAGAACAAGUCUAUGGAGAUGGCCAUGAAGAUCCUGGAGGAGGUCCAUAAGUUUGGUAUCGACAGACGCACAGAGCCUAUCAUUGCUAUCGGUGGAGGGGUGUGUCUGGAUAUUGUGGGUUUGGCUGCUUCUCUCUACAGGCGACGCACCCCAUACAUACGUGUCCCAACAACCUUGCUUUCUUACAUCGAUGCCAGUGUUGGGGCCAAGACCGGGGUCAAUUUCGCCAACUGCAAGAAUAAGCUUGGUGCUUAUAUUCCUCCCAUCGCCGCCUUCCUCGACAGGUCUUUCAUUCAAACUGUUCCCCGUCGGCACAUAUCCAACGGGCUUGCAGAAAUGCUGAAGAUGGCUCUUAUGAAACACAGAGGUUUGUUUGAGCUACUUGAAACACAGGGACAGUUUCUCCUGGACACCAGGUUCCAGUCUGCCAUCGGAGUGCAAGGAGACCACAUAGACCCAGCCUCAGUGUCUACACGGGUCGCCAUAGAAACCAUGCUAGAGGAACUGGCUCCGAACCUGUGGGAGGAUGAUCUAGACAGACUGGUUGAUUUUGGCCAUCUUAUCAGUCCAGAGCUUGAAAUGAAAGUUCUGCCAUCUCUGCUACAUGGAGAGGCAGUGAAUAUUGACAUGUCCUUCAUGGUUUACGUGGCCUGUGAGAGGGGUCUGCUGACAGAGGAGGAGAAAUUCCGUAUUAUCAGGUGCAUGCUGAACCUGGAGCUGCCCGUAUGGCACCAGGACUGCACCCUAGCGCUGGUGCAGAAGUCUCUCUGUGACAGACUGCAGCACUCAGGUGGACUGGUCAGAAUGCCUCUGCCUACUGGUCUGGGACACGCAGAAAUCUUCAAUGACACAAGUGACGAAACUCUAUACAGAGCAUAUGAGAGAUGGUGUGAUGAACUUAGUUCGGGGUCACCUUGGUAGAAGAAUGCAGCGGUGACCCUGUUCAAGGUCUCUUGAACAGUAACGAUUUUUACCUUCAUAGAAUUGUUUACUUAUGGGGAUCUGUGUUGUGUGUUUUACCCGUUGUGUGAACACAUUACUGUUCUACAUUUAGAAUUGUUCUUUUUUGUGAUGAAACAAGCUAAAUUUAAGCACGUGUUAAGUGUAACACACUAGACAAUAGACUUUUCUGUGAUGGUAGCUUAAAUGGUUUAGACAUCUAUAAAAUAUUGUCUUUCUGUGUAAAGACUCCAGUGUAGGGAACAGGAUUCUCUCCAAAAAGAAUCAGUCUUUCUUUGGCUCUUUCAGGGUCAUUUAAAAAUAACUGCCAAAGUUUGAAAUGUAUUUUAUCAUUUUUGUAACACUUUCUUGGUGUGAUGUAUUAUGCAUGUUCAUAUUAAAUGA
This is a messenger RNA of Chanos chanos (milkfish), 1927 nucleotides long. RefSeq names its product 2-epi-5-epi-valiolone synthase (gene eevs). Gene Ontology annotation, biological process: antibiotic biosynthetic process. Gene Ontology annotation, molecular function: 3-dehydroquinate synthase activity. NCBI's taxonomy places the organism in Eukaryota, Metazoa, Chordata, Actinopteri, Gonorynchiformes, Chanidae. The coding region runs from base 41 to 1504 and encodes 487 amino acids. The record is from RefSeq and is a predicted model, not a curated record. The transcript has 5 exons.